This is a messenger RNA of Aureobasidium pullulans EXF-150, 898 nucleotides long. RefSeq names its product SMAD/FHA domain-containing protein. Gene Ontology annotation, cellular component: nucleus. Gene Ontology annotation, biological process: maintenance of RNA location; mRNA splicing, via spliceosome. Gene Ontology annotation, molecular function: protein binding; mRNA binding. The record is from RefSeq and is a predicted model, not a curated record. Bases 1 to 861 code for a protein of 286 amino acids. The transcript has a single exon. Lineage: Eukaryota; Fungi; Ascomycota; Dothideomycetes; Dothideales; Saccotheciaceae.
AUGGGUUCAGAAGACGGAGAUCGUAGAAGACGUCGCGACAGCAGGGAGAGACGCUCUGACAGGCCACACGAUCGAAGAAGAAGAUCGGUGAGCAGAGAGGAUGAUGACAGAAGAGAAAGAGACAGCCGGAGCCGACGAUACGACCAUGACAACAAGGAGAGAAGGAGGAGACAUCACAGCCGCUCAAGGAGUCCGAGGCGAAGACACGACAAGGAAAGAAGCUCACGCAAAGAAGAUACAUCGCCGUCACCACCGCCGAAACGCAGAAGACGAUCCUACUCGAAAUCAAAGUCACCUCCACCCCGCCGCGCUCGUGGACCACUUCCCUCGCAACAAGACCAGUUCCGCCAGGGAGAUGAUGCUGGCCCAGCAGAACCGGCCGUAGAAAAGCAGAAGCCCAACUUCAAUGCGACAGGACUGUUGGCCAAGGAAGCGAACACGGUGGCUGGCACAAACACGGUCCUCAAAUACCACGAACCAGCCGAAGCGCGGAAGCCCUCAAGCAAAGAGCAAUGGCGCAUGUUUGUCUUCAAGGGCAAAGACAUGAUUGACACAAUCCACCUCUACUCGCGCAGUUGCUGGCUCAUGGGACGCGAUCAAGCCAUUGCCGACUUCCACCUCGAGCACCCGAGCAUCAGCAAGCAACAUGCUGUCGUUCAGUUCAGACACAUCACAAAGACGAACGAAUACGGAGACAAGUUGAGCAAGGUCAAGCCAUAUCUCAUCGACCUGGACAGCGCAAAUGGAACGCGGCUGAAUGGUGAGAAGAUAGGGGGAAGUCGAUACAUUGAGCUGCAAGACGGCGAUGUCAUUGGCUUUGGCGACAGUGAGAGGGAGUAUGUCAUGAUGCUGCCUAAAUAAUUCAUCAUCUGGUCAUCAUGAAUAAAGAAUGCAAGUC